Molecule: messenger RNA, 1762 nt
Organism: Trametes versicolor FP-101664 SS1
Lineage: Eukaryota; Fungi; Basidiomycota; Agaricomycetes; Polyporales; Polyporaceae
Product: cytochrome P450
Exons: 13
Coding region: 1-1635 (544 amino acids)
Molecular function (GO): monooxygenase activity; oxidoreductase activity, acting on paired donors, with incorporation or reduction of molecular oxygen; heme binding
Source: RefSeq, a predicted model, not a curated record
AUGACCCCUCUGCAGCAGCUACUUGCGGGCGCGCUGGCGCUCUACGCCGCAUGGCGCGUCGUGCGCAUGCUGUUCUCCAAGUCGCCUGUGGAUAACAUCCCUGGGCCGGACUCCGAAUCAUACCUCACUGGAAACAUGAAUCAAUUUAAGCAAGAUCGCUGGGGGUUCCAGGAGCAACACGUUCGGACCUACGGCCGGCUGUUCAAGUUCCAUGGCCUAUUCAACGCACCCUGGCUUUACACCUAUGACCCGAGGGCCAUGCACAGUAUCUAUGUCAAGGACCAAGACGUCUACGAAGAGAAUGAUGUCAUUCUGGCGUCCUUCCACACAGCAUUGGGCCCGGGUUUGCUCGCGACCGUAGAGAAGCAGCAUCGGCGGCAGCGGAAGAUCCUCAACCCUGUGUUCUCUGCCAAGCACCUCCGCGACGUAACGCCCAUAUUCAACGACAUCAUCAACCGACUCCAGGUGGCUAUCUCUUCCCGCGUCAAGACUGGCACUCAGGAGAUCGACGUCCUCGGCUGGAUGGGCCGGACGGCCCUCGAGCUCAUUGGACAGGGCGGCCUUGGACACUCGUUUGAUCCCCUCACACACGACGUCGCAGACGAGUUCGCCGAGUCGGUCAAGGCUUACUUCCCGGUCAUGCACCAGCUCGAGGUCAUCCGCCUUGUUCUCCCGAAGGUCUACCAGCUGGGCCCGGCCGUGAUCAGGCGCAAACUUCUCGAGCUGAUUCCCUUCGGCCCGGUCCAACGCAUGAUCAAGAUUUCGGACGCGCUGCACACGACUUCGCUCGAGAUCUACCACGAGAAGAAAGCUGCGCUGGAGAAGGGCGACGAGGCGAUGAAGCAGCAAGUCGGCGAGGGCAAGGAUAUCAUGAGCGUCCUUCUGCGCGAGAACAUGGUGGCUUCCGAAGAGGACCGUCUUACUGAUGAGGAGGUCGUCGCUCAGGUCUCGACCCUUGUACUGGCCGCGAUGGACACCACCUCGAACGCCCUUGCGCGCAUCUUCAGCUUGCUGUCGGAGCACCCAGACGUCCAGGAGAAGCUGCGGGAGGAGCUCGUGCAGGCCCGCGACGAUGGCUCCGGAAAGCUCAGGGAUCUGAGCUACGACGAAGUCAUGGAGCUCCCCUACCUCGACGCCGUCUGCCGCGAGUCGCUUCGGCGGUACCCCCCGGUCACCCACCUGAUGCGCGAAGUGACCAAGGACGCGAUGCUCCCGCUCUCCGAGCCGAUCACGGGCAGGGACGGGCAGCCGAUGCACUCGAUCCCGGUCACGAAGGGCAUGCGCAUCUUCACGGACGUCAUCGCGAGCAAUUGCAACAAGGAGCUCUGGGGCGAGGACGCGGACGAGUGGAAGCCCGAGCGCUGGCUGGGGCCGCUCCCGCGCGCGCUCGAGGACGCGCACAUCCCCGGGGUGUACUCUCACUUGAUGACGUUCAUCGGAGGCGCUAGGGCGUGCAUUGGCUUCAAGUUCUCCCAGCUCGAGAUGAAGGUCGUCCUCGCAUCGCUCCUGCCCGCGUUCAAGUUCGAGCCGACCGGCAAGCCCAUCUACUGGAACGCAGCCGGUGUUGCCUACCCUUCCGCCAGCAAGGGCAGCAGGAAGCCGGAGCUGCCCCUCAAGGUGACGUCGCUAUCGUAAACCCCAGUACAACCCCCCGCAUCGACCCUAUUUCCCGCACGAGUGCGUUGAAGCACGGCCUUCUGGUUUAUUACAGCUCUCAACACUCCUUGUCCUAUUGCAUAUCAUCAAUCAUACCUAAUUGUUC